Salpingoeca rosetta is the source of this 4887-nucleotide messenger RNA. RefSeq lists its product as uncharacterized. The coding region runs from base 1977 to 4520 and encodes 847 amino acids. Gene Ontology annotation, biological process: mRNA splicing, via spliceosome; regulation of mRNA splicing, via spliceosome. Gene Ontology annotation, cellular component: nucleoplasm. The record is from RefSeq and is a predicted model, not a curated record. Gene Ontology annotation, molecular function: N6-methyladenosine-containing RNA reader activity; mRNA binding. The transcript is spliced from 9 exons. NCBI's taxonomy places the organism in Eukaryota, Choanoflagellata, Craspedida, Salpingoecidae.
CGCACCACAAAAGACAACGGCGGAAAGCGAACGACCAGGCAGUGCACGACAGGUCGAAGGCCGAACUGGCACACGAGACUGCCAUCAUGGAGGAGGAGAACAUCCUUGCCACCGUUCUUGGGGACGAUCACACGUUUGACGAAGCAGAAAACGAAGCUGUAGUUGUAUCGGAGUCGCAAGUUGACGAAGCCAAAGCUCCAACACGGGUUGAACACGGGACAUCAUCCGUGACAGCGUCCGAGACAGCGGCGAGGAGAACACAGCCACCGCCACAAACGGACGAGCCACGCGACCUUCGUCGUCAGAGACACAGGCCAGCUUCACCAACACAAACAGCGUCAGCUGCACAGAGCCAGCGCCGCAGCCGCUCGAGGGGCCGCGAUCUGCCGCCACGCAGAGAGCAACGUCGCCAAGGUCGCAGACAAAGCCGAGAUCGCCCGCGCGAUGCUCGUCUGGACGAGCGCGGCGCGCGCCCAGCUCCAGAUCGAGGAGCCCCCAGGGCACGCGCAUCACCGCCACCACCGGCAGCAGCACUAGCACUAUCAGCACAACGAGGCGGGAGGCAGGACGCAGCACGCCAGCAGCGACCACAGCAGCGACCCCAGCAGUCAGUCUUUGCCCGGCUAGGUGACCGAUCAGCAGCAGGAGCAAAACCCCGCGAUGCCGACUCUGGCAACAAACUGGCAGCGGUGCAACCCGACCGUUUCACCGACCAACGCCAACGCAGAUCAUCCCGAGACGCACAGAGGCGCGCACCCACGAGGAAGGGCGAAACUCAGCGUGCGGCAGUACCAGCACCAGCACGGGCGCCUUCUGGUGGAGAUGGCGCUGGUGCUGCCUCCAGAGGACACGCAGAGGCCCGGGCGAGGCCACACCAACAACGGGAUGAGACCAGCAGCCCGACUCGCCGCUCGAAGCGCAGCAUCCACGAACGCCUGUCAGGUGCGGUGAUAUCCAGAACAUGUACUCCAACGUGCUGGCACGUGAGGGCAUCGGCCAGAGAGAUGUGGGAAGGGAGAUGUGGGAAGAGACACAGGGGCUGUACGGGCUGUGAUGGGGCGCUACCAUCAGAUCGGGACGCGUGCAGCCUUGUGCCUUUCAAUUCAGUUGGCGAAAGAGAAGUGACCGUUGCAUCCGUAGUCUGUAGAAGUAGCGCGUCCUGACACAUGUUUCAGGCGUCCGAUUCUUCUUCUCUGCCUCCUCUUCCUCCUCCCCCCUCUGCUUCUCUGUGGUUACGCGUCCUAUGCGUAUUUGUGGCGAUUGUCUUCCACUUUGGUCGUUAUCAUCGCUGUCACCGGCUUUUUCUCUUUCCUUUACUCCCCCACCCCAUGUGCUGUGCUUGCUUGUGUUCUUGGCGUGUAGAGAGCCAGAGAGAGUGCGCGCGUGUGUGCGUGUGCGUGUGUCUCUGUGUGCGUGUGAGAGGGUCAGAGCGCGCACGAGCAUAGCAGAAGGAGAGAGAUGAGUGGCGAUGGGGUGCGACGUGUAUUGGCAUGCGAGCGGGAGGCGUGCACAGCGACUUGACGGGUGCGAGCGCGCGAUCGAGAGAGCGACAGACGAGAUGGAUGAGGGGACGCGAUUAUGCAAGCUGCUGGGGCCACAGGAUGUGAAUGAAUGAAUGAUUUCGUUCAGCUAAUCAUUGUCCUCAAUGUGCUCCGCUUGGCUUCCCGCCUGUCGACAUCUCGGUUGCGUCAUACCUGUGUGUUGCUGUGCUCCUGUGCACCCGCGCCACUCCUCUGCGCGCGCGCCUGCGUCGUGGUGGGUGAUCCCAUCAACGCUUUGCUUUGGCUGCGCGUGCGCAUGCGACGGCAGGCUAUGUACAGAAGCCGACGGCGGCACCACCACCAUCGGCAUCGUCAUCAUCCUCCAGUACCGCCCCAGGCAGACGCGGCAAAGGACGAGUGGAAGGAUCUUCAAGUACACCAACAGCGGCGGCGGCUGUGCGUGGCACUGCACCGGCCGCACACCAGCGCCAAGGCAUGACUCGCGUCGUGCACAGCGAUGGCGGUGUUCCCAAGCGUGUCCCGAAGCAGGCGUUCCGGGCAGGUGGCAAGUGUGCCUUCUACCUGGUGCGCAGCCACACGGAGGAGAACAUACGCCUGUCGCAGCAGCACGAUCUCUGGGCAACCCCGAAGCGAAACAUGUCCAAGCUCAAAGCUGACUUCAAGAACAAUGAGAACUUGUAUCUCAUCUUCAUCGCGAAUGGAAGCUCGUCCUACUCCGGCUAUGCGCGUGUGGAGGGCAUGGAUGACGACAUUGACUUUGACUGGAACACGUCCGUGAACCUUGGGUCCACCUUCCUUGUCCGCUGGAUCAACACAUAUGGCAUGCCAACGGCAAAGGCGUCUCACCUCCGCAACAACCUUCGACGACGCCAGGAAAUUCACAAGUGCCCCGACAUGACGAAAAUUGAGUCCGUGGCAGCAGCCAAGCUCCUUACGUUGAUGGACACAUUCGGGGAAGAGGAACAGAAGUUGGCAGCUCAACGCGAGCAGCAACACCAGCACCAGCAACCACAGCGACAGCUACAGCAACCACAGCUACAGCGUGAAGAGGGUCGCCGUGCGAGCAGAGGCGACAGGCGUCGGGACACAAGUGCUGAGAAGCGUUCACCCGGUAGUCGCAAUGCAAGGCCCGCGAAGAAGGCGAAAGCAGCCACACCACCGUCAUCACCAUCACCAUCGCCGCCUCCACCAGCGCCGCAGCAACGGGGCCGAUCGCGCACACCGCUCUCGCGUUCUGUGUCUCCGCCGGCGUCGCCCGGGCGGCGCCCUGCACACGCUGUAGGCAGCGUCGUCCAGCCAGCACCGCCACAACGGCGCGCACGCUCUCGAUCGAUGUCUGAAUCGCCAUCCCCUCCGCCGUCGCCGUCCGGACCACCCCGACGCCACCACCGCCACGCCCACCACCCUGGCCGCCGUGACCGCCGAGUGUGGUCGCGUUCACGGUCACCACUGCCACCAUCGCCGCGAGGGCUUCGUCGGUCCCGCAGCCCGCCCUACAGACGCCACCCGCGCCGACACGACCAGCGCGCACCACCCCCACCGCCGCCACCACCACGCGGCCGGCCCCGUUACGAUGCAAGCUUCCGCGGCUCCCCACCACCCCCGCCGCACCAGCACGCACAUCACCAUCCGCGCCCACCUCCACCACAUCAUCCCCACCAUCCCCACCAUCCCCACCAUCGGCCCCCGAACUUCCGGGGACCACCACCACCACCACCGCAUCGUGCUGCCAUGUCGCCGCCGCCGCCGCGCUUCCCCCGCCGUGAAGGUCGACCGCCCAUGCGCCGCUCUCCACCCUACCGCCCGGGGUCCCCUGCUGCCCGCCCCUAUGGCAGUUCGGGGCGUGCUCGCAACCGUGGCCCUGGCACACCACCGCCUCCCCUGUUAUCACCCCGCCGCGCACGCAUGCGGUCGCGAUCACGGUCUCCUGUUCGGUCACCACCGCCGCGGGGGCCACGCGCACCGCCGGCACCACGCGAUGGCCGACCCGAGGCGGAGAUGAGGGGCCGCCGCCGCUUCUCGUCCUCAAGCCAGCGACCCAUGCCACGGUCUCCAUCGUCGCCACAGCGCGGGUCUUCUCGCGAUAUCAGUUCUGAGCCGUCUUCCCGCCGCACAUCGCGCCCGCAAUCGCGCUCCCUUCGCAGCCGCACCCCUUCCCCGCGCUCGCCAUCACCGUCACCAUCACGGUCACCAUCGCCAUCGCGCUCACGCUCACGCUCGCCACUCGAACCAGUGUCGGGCGCACGCUCACGAUCACGCUCACGAUCACGGUCAAGGUCAAGGUCACGAUCACGGCGGAGAUCGUCGUCGUCUCGCCGAUCCGGUGAAGGGUCACGGGAUGUGUCACCGCGCAGGAGGCGUGGCAGUGCCUCGCCCUCGCGCUCGCGCUCGCGUUCACGGUCGUAUUCUCGCUCGCCGUGGCCGCGUCGUGAUGCUGGCGGUGGCCGUGGACAGUGGACGCCCUCCCGUUCCCCAUCACGAUCCCCAUCCCGCUCUCGGUCGCGUUCGUGGUCCCGGUCCCGGUCCCGGUCCCGCUCGCGCACCCCAGCCUACCGCCGCCAGCGUCGCUCCAGCAGCCGCGGCCGCUAUGCGCGUGGCGGACCGCCCAGUCGCCCGCCGUACCGUGGUGGGCCCGGGCCAAUGGGACCUCCCCCACCUCCACACCACCCACACCACCCGCCAAUGCCAGCGGGGCCGCCGUGGCGGUCUGGCCCUGCCCCUGGCCCGCCGCCGCCGCCGCCGCAGCGCUACCAGCAAGGACCACCGCCGCCUCCAGGAAUGGCCGGACCACCGCCGCCGCCAGGCUAUGGCGGCCCACCACCGCCACCACGCCAGCCCAUGAUGCGGCACAUGGACGCUCGCAUGCGGCCACCGCCGCCCGCUGGGCCGCGGGGUCCUGUUGGAUACACGAGACCGCCACGCCCGCGCAUGCCGCCAAUGGGUGCAGCGCCACCGCAUCAGCACAUGAUGCGCCCGCCACACAUGGGCAGACGAGGCAGGGGGCGUGGCAGGUUCUAGUUGUGUGUGCGUGCUUCGAGGAAGAGAGAGAGAGAGAGAGAGAGAGAGGAGAGAGAGAGAGAGAGAGAGUGUGUGUGUGUGUGUGUCAUGUAGCUGUUGUGGCAGGUGCAUAUGUGGGUGCCUGUGCGCAUGUGGCUGCAGGCAACUGUCACCCGUCUGUGUACGUGUUGGUGCGCCUGCGUAUCUGUGUGCCUCUUGUCUGUGAGCUAGCUUGUGUUGUUUUGUCUGCGCCUCACUCCAGCGCAUGGAUUGGUUGGGUUGUAUGGAAUUGUUGUCGUUGGAUAACCACCGAUGUUACGUGUUCCUCAUCAGUUCAAGCUUGCUCGCACUUGUUUGUGAGGGAAAAAUUAAAUGGUGCCAACACACA